AUGGAGUUGGGAGCUACACCACUAGCUAAUAUUUUUAAAGAUGAAUAUUUGGAAGAUUUGAAGAAGGCUUACAGAAAGGCUACCAUUAAGAAUCAUCCUGAUAAGGGUGGAGAUCUAGAAAAGUUCAAGGAGUUGGCCCAGGCUUAUGAGAUUUUGAGUGAUCCAGAGAAACGUGAAAUUUAUGAUCAGUAUGGUGAGGAUGCGCUCAAGGAAGGAAUGGGAGGAGGUGGUGGUGGCCACGACCCCUUUGACAUCUUAUCAUCUUUCUUUGGAGGAGGAAGCCCAUUUGGAGGUGGUGGCAGCAGCAGAGGAAGGAGGCAGAGGAGGGGAGAAGAUGUUAUGCAUUCUCUUAAGGUGUCGCUGGAGGAUCUUUACAGUGGAACAUCAAAGAAAUUGUCCCUCUCUCGCAAUGCCAUCUUCUCAAGUGCACUGGAAAGAUGUCACUAA
Molecule: messenger RNA, 447 nt
Organism: Papaver somniferum (opium poppy)
Lineage: Eukaryota; Viridiplantae; Streptophyta; Magnoliopsida; Ranunculales; Papaveraceae
Product: dnaJ protein homolog
Exons: 5
Coding region: 1-447 (148 amino acids)
Biological process (GO): protein refolding
Cellular component (GO): cytoplasm; cytosol
Molecular function (GO): Hsp70 protein binding
Source: RefSeq, a predicted model, not a curated record